AUCAGCCAACGUUUAUUUGGAGAAAAUAUUCUUGGACUCUCUCAAGGAAGUGUUAGUGACCUUCUAGCAAGGCCCAAACCUUGGAACAUGCUUACACAGAAAGGCAGGGAGCCAUUCAUCCGUAUGCAGCUUUUCUUGGAGGAUCAGGAAUCUAUCCCAAAGCUUGUGUCAAACCAGUACAAAAUCUCCCCUGAUAAGCUGAUGAGAAAUAAUUCGUUCUCAUUGCCAACACCAACACAAGAUCCUGAUUCACCUCAAGACUUAUCAAAUCACAAAUCAUCAUCCAAGCCUUCGACUCCCUCUAUCGUUGAACCAGUUAAACGUGAGCGCCAACCCAGCAUUGCAAACAGCGACAGCUCUGACCCAGCAUUUAAACCAUCAGUAUUUGAAGUUGCCGCAAUGACUGCUGAACUAGACACACUUGCUAUCACAAGCAAAGUUCGCGAAGUUCUACAAUUUCAUAAUCUUGGUCAGAAACUAUUUGGCGAGGCUAUAUUAGGACUGUCCCAGGGUUCAGUCAGCGAGCUGCUGUCAAAGCCGAAGCCUUGGCCCAUGUUGAGCUUGAAAGGCCGAGAGCCAUUCAUCAAGAUGCACAUGUGGUUAACAGACCCUCACAACAUAGACAGGCUCAGACUGUACCAAACAGAAUUAAGAGCCCACAGAAGUCGAAAGCGGAGCUCUGAUGAUAGCAUUGAUUUCUCCCCAUCUAACAACAAAAAGCAGCGAGUUUUCUUUACAGAGGAACAGAAGGACUCGCUACGUCAAGCUUACAAUAGUGAUCCUUAUCCCAACCAAACCACUAUUGAGGUCCUAGCUGCUCAGUUAGGGGUUACCCCCAAGACAGUCAUAAACUGGUUUCAUAACCACAGGAUGAGAGCCAAGCAACAGAUUCACAUUACCAAUGGUGUGAAGGUUGAAUCUAAUGAUGAAUCAAAUUGUAGUGAUAGUGUUACUAGUGAGCGUUCCUUUCCCAUGGAACCUACACAGUGGAUGUUCCCCACUUUUGAGGCAGUCCCCAGUGGACGACUUUCCCAGAAUUCCUCCAUUAGUGAUACACCAACUGAUUUGCGUGUUAAACAUAAUGAUACCCCAGAUGCCCUCAUAUCAACCCCACAAGGAAUGAACCUCCCUGUGGAUUUAAAACCACCAACAGGUGUCAACAAAAGGAAGAGUUCCCAUCCACAAUGGGUCUUUCAAGGGCUAAGCUUAGAUAGAAGCAUCACUGAUACUACUGACAGUCCUGAUUCAACAUCUACUAGUCCUCCAGAACAUACUGCUAACAGUAACAAUGAAAAUGACUCAACAAAAGAGGUUUUACUCAAUGAUGACACAGUGAGUAACCACGGUGACCAACUCACUACAAAUAUUCAAGAUUCACAUAACAACAACAAGGAUGAUAAAGCACCUGAGUCUGUAAACAGUGGAUCAAUGGUUAAUGGUGACUGUGAAGAUUCAGACAAUGAACAGAGCAUUGAAAGAAUGGAGUUUUCUAACAAGUCAAACCAAGGUGGAAAUCCGUUGAUUGAAAAAAUGCAAAAACGACUUGAUACCAAUGAAAUAAUUUGGGAUGAAGUGAACAGAGAAGAAAAUAUAGAGAAACUCCAAAAUAAUAUUCAGACUGCAGAAACAGAAGAGGAUUGGGAGUUUUAAAAGACAUUGUGUAUCCAAUAUAUAUCCAAAACAAGAUACACUUUUAACUCCAAUGUAAAAAGCUUAUAUACUAAUUAAAUGUAUAUAUCAAGCAAGUUUAAUAUGUGAAUUGAUGACAAUUGCACUGGGUGUAAUAUCCCAGUUAAAUGUUUAAUUUGGUUGUGAGAUCUGAUCAAUAUAUAAAGGCAUUAAGAGCUUUACAUACCAUAAUAUCAGGCCGUGAUAUGACAUACAUUCUCAAAUUUCAGUUAAAUCUAUCGUAGAAUAAAUUAGGAGAUUUAUAUUUUUGGAUGGUAAUCUUUACUGUAAAUAACUGAACAGGGGUCUAGAUGGAACUGCUUUAUCAUUUAUGUUUUAAAAAUGUUGCAUUUCUGGAAACAAGGGGAUAAGUGCAAAACUAAAUGUUCUUGCCUAAUAAUAGAUUUGUGCAAUUCAACUUACACUGAGUAAAAUCCAAUUUGUCAUAUAUAUAAAAGAUCUGAUUUAAGUUAACGAUAUCUAUAUGCAUUGGAAGGAUGACAUUUUAUGAGGAACUCUGAUUGUAUUGAAGGAGAACGUACCUGAAAUCAUAUAUUGAGUUUUUAAAUUAUUCAGGAUAUAUGUUGAUCUUGCCGUUAACAUCACUUUGAUUAAAAAUACAAAAUUUACAAUUGUUUUUCAAAUAAUAUUGAUGUUGCCAUAAAUCUAGCAGUUUAGGACACAAAAGUGCAAUUUUCUAACAAGUGGCCUUCUAUAUAGAUAAUUAGCAUGUAUGUUGAUCUCAAUGAGAUAGUAUAGUCAUAUAGCCUACGCAUAAUUUUCUACUUCAUUGGCACCAUUUGAUGUGGUCGAAGUAUUCUUAAGAUGUACAUUGCUGUAUGAUCUUUGCUUUCUUGAAGUGUAAUCAGUCAUAUUUUGAUUUACAUUGAUUUCAAUGGGCUUUUUAUUGUGUUAAAUAUUACACAAUGAUGUGUAUAUAAAUUGCAUACAACCCUGUUGAAAAAAAUUUGAUUCGGUUUAUUCAGUUUUAAAAACAACUCUUAGAAAUGGCCAAGGCAUUUGGUAUGCAGUAAGAACUUACAUUUAGAAACAGGAAAUUUGGAUGGACCAUUUCUGGUUUAUUUUGUAUAUAAUAUACUACUAUAAUAACAGCUCAGGGCCAUUUUCUCUUCUAAAUAUGUUUUUUAUUAAAUCAAUGCAGCUACAAUAAUUGUUCUGCAUCAUCAUAAUUAAAACAUAACAUGUGAAUAUACGAUUGAUGAAUUGGUACAAUAUUACCUUUUUCUUAUUCUUAGAUGAUAAAGACUAUUCAAAAUAAAUUGUAUGAUAUUGUAUCUCCAGCAUAAACUAAUAUACCUGU
Owenia fusiformis is the source of this 2989-nucleotide messenger RNA. NCBI's taxonomy places the organism in Eukaryota, Metazoa, Annelida, Polychaeta, Sabellida, Oweniidae. The record is from the annotation of a GenBank genome assembly.